This is a messenger RNA of Oryza brachyantha (malo sina), 766 nucleotides long. RefSeq names its product cyclin-dependent kinases regulatory subunit 1-like. The transcript is spliced from 4 exons. Gene Ontology annotation, cellular component: cyclin-dependent protein kinase holoenzyme complex; SCF ubiquitin ligase complex. Lineage: Eukaryota; Viridiplantae; Streptophyta; Magnoliopsida; Poales; Poaceae. Gene Ontology annotation, biological process: regulation of mitotic cell cycle. Gene Ontology annotation, molecular function: histone binding; ubiquitin binding; protein kinase binding. The coding region runs from base 160 to 420 and encodes 86 amino acids. The record is from RefSeq and is a predicted model, not a curated record.
GCACUCCUUGUCUCCUGCGGCUGCGGCUGCGCGGCUGCGGCUGGGCGAUCGAUCUCCAUCACCGCGACCCGCUGCUGCUUCCGCCGCGUCCUCUCCGGCGAUUUUGGGGGAUUUUGUUGCAGAGAAGUUGGUUGAUCAAGAAGUGGAGUGGUGGUGGACAUGGGGCAGAUCCAGUACUCCGACAAGUACUUCGACGACACCUACGAGUACAGGCACGUUGUCCUUCCACCCGACGUCGCCAAGCUCCUCCCCAAGAACCGCCUCCUCUCCGAGAACGAGUGGCGUGCGAUCGGCGUGCAGCAGAGCCGCGGGUGGGUGCACUACGCGAUCCACCGGCCGGAGCCACACAUCAUGCUGUUCCGCCGCCCCCUCACGCAGGAGCAGCGGCAGGAGGCUGCCGCUGCGGCGGCAACCAAGUGACCGCCCCAGGCAGCCAUGGCGGCGGCCGGGAGUCGAGGCAAUUGCUAACUUCUACUCUCGUCUGUUGGCUGGAGUUGGUGUCCACCUUGUGUUCGUGGAAAUGCUCGGGCAGGAACUGGCAUUGCUAAUAGUAGCUUACUGUCUGAUUGUGAUGCUGUUGUGUUACUGCUGUUAAACUGUUAGCUUGUGACAAUCUGAUUUUGUUUAUGCUUAAGUUUGGCUUUGUAUGCUUCUAGUGUCGAUUCUUCUUUUUAUAAUCUUUGGUGCAAGGUAUAACGGGUUGUUAUUUUGUUAAUAACCGGAGCCGGAGGGAAUAAGGGCCCGUUUGUUAGACUUCGAUCUAUCU